AUGACAACUACGAAGAGGAUCGUGCUGUUUUUACUAUUACUUUUGCAAUCUGAAAAUUCCUAUCAACGAGUCAACGAUUUGAAGGACGUGAUCGGUCUUCGAAUAGCUCCAGCAGAAGCAAAAGCAUCAGCUAGGGUCAACGACACGACCAUCUCAUCGAGGGAAAGGAGAGCCCUGGUUUUUCCUGAUGCAUCGAUACCCGCGACCCUUCUGUUAAUCUUUGGCCUUGGAACACCAUUGCAAUUGGAUCGAGAGAGCGUAAUCGUCGGUGUUUUUAUCAAAAUAAUUUAUAAAUUACCGACAAAUAGUACAGACUUUACCGAGCCUGGAGUUUACUACACCAGAAAUACCAGAAGUAGAUGGAGCAUUUAUAAAAUUCUUCAAAAAGUUGCGGCCAUUUAUGGUUACGGUGGAAAAGCUUGUUUGUUGAGGGCAAUUUGCGAAGCCUCGCGGGUACCUUUUGACACGCAUCACGGAUUAUUCGGUCAAUUGAUGGAAAUAUUUUUUAAGCCGUCGAGUACCGAGGAAGAGUACGAUGAGUACGGGGAUCGAGAGUACAGGGCAGCCGAGCAGCUGGGCAAGCAGGUAGCGGCUGAAAACUGCCACGCCCUUUAUCCGGAAUGCCGCAGGAGUGUGCUAGACAUAUUUUCAACGGUCCUACGUGUCUGA
Polistes canadensis is the source of this 669-nucleotide messenger RNA. RefSeq lists its product as uncharacterized. The coding region runs from base 1 to 669 and encodes 222 amino acids. The transcript is spliced from 3 exons. The record is from RefSeq and is a predicted model, not a curated record. Lineage: Eukaryota; Metazoa; Arthropoda; Insecta; Hymenoptera; Vespidae.